Molecule: messenger RNA, 216 nt
Organism: Thyridium curvatum
Lineage: Eukaryota; Fungi; Ascomycota; Sordariomycetes; Thyridiales; Thyridiaceae
Exons: 2
Coding region: 1-216 (71 amino acids)
Source: RefSeq, a predicted model, not a curated record
AUGGACUCCAUCAAGCAGGCCGCCAACUACGUCUCUGACUCCGUCAAGUCCGCCACCUACGGCGCUUCCAAGGAGGCCAACAAGGAGGUUGCCAAGGACAGCAACGCCCCCGUCGGCACUCGUGUCGAGGCUGGCUUCGAUGCCCUCAAGGACAAGUCCAACGAGCACAAGCACGACGCCUCCGCCGAGGCCAACAAGCAGGCCGCUACCCACUAA